This is a messenger RNA of Necator americanus (New World hookworm), 396 nucleotides long. RefSeq lists its product as uncharacterized. The transcript has a single exon. NCBI's taxonomy places the organism in Eukaryota, Metazoa, Nematoda, Chromadorea, Rhabditida, Ancylostomatidae. Gene Ontology annotation, cellular component: nucleus. The record is from RefSeq and is a predicted model, not a curated record. Gene Ontology annotation, biological process: chromatin remodeling. Bases 1 to 396 code for a protein of 131 amino acids.
AUGGCUACAAGCUCAUCUACCACGGCACAUCAAAUCGCAAGGCGUUGGUAUCAUAUUGAAUUGUUUUUUAUAUUGUUUUUUAGAAACAGCAUAACAGCGGUGGAUCGACUAUCGGAUCGCCUCAUGGCUGUAAGAGUAGACACAGGAGAAGUGGAAUUGCUAGUUGUCUCUGCUUAUGUGCCACAGGUGAGCUGUAGUGAAGAAGAGAAGGCGUGCUUUUGGGAAGAUCUGGAGCAGUACGUUCAAUCCCUGGAAGGCGAAGAAGUACUUCUAAUCGGAGGAAACUUCAGCGGACAUGUCGGUUCUCGGAAAGACGGGUUCGAUAGUUGUCAUGGUGGAUACGGGUAUGGAGCUCGUAACGACGAAUCCUGGAGUAUGCUGUUUCAAGUGACUUGA